Molecule: messenger RNA, 2980 nt
Organism: Stylophora pistillata
Lineage: Eukaryota; Metazoa; Cnidaria; Anthozoa; Scleractinia; Pocilloporidae
Product: spliceosome-associated protein CWC27 homolog
Biological process (GO): protein peptidyl-prolyl isomerization
Cellular component (GO): catalytic step 2 spliceosome
Molecular function (GO): peptidyl-prolyl cis-trans isomerase activity
Source: RefSeq, a predicted model, not a curated record
CCGCUGAUUUGUUUCGCUUCUGGAAGAUUUCAUGGACAUGCGAAAGUAGAUUUCGGCAACUAAAUUUCGAAUUUUACAAAAAUGAGCAACAUAUACAUCCAGGAGCCCCCUACAAAUGGAAAGGUUCUUCUUAUUACUUCAUCUGGAGAAAUUGAGAUUGAGUUGUGGUCAAAAGAAGCUCCUAAAACCUGCAGGAAUUUUGUUCAGCUUUGUUUGGAGGGAUAUUAUGAUGACACCAUUUUCCACAGAAUUAUCAAAGGUUUCUGUGUUCAGGGAGGAGACCCAACAGGAACAGGGAUGGGGGGAGAAUCUAUCUAUGGAAAACCUUUUAAGGAUGAAUUUCAUCAAAGGCUUCGUUUUGUACGGAGAGGGCUGGUUGCAAUGGCUAAUGCUGGACCCAAUGAUAAUCAAAGCCAAUUCUUUUUCACUCUUGGAGCAACACAAGAAUUAAAUGGCAAGCACACCAUCUUUGGCAAGGUUGCAGGAGACACCAUUUACAACAUGAUCAAGAUGGAAGACUGUGAGGUCAACAGUGAUGACAGACCUCUUUUCCCCCCUAAAAUAAAGAAAACAGAGGUUUUAUAUAAUCCUUUUGAUGACAUAGUUCCAAGACAAAUAAAAGAAGAAGUACAAACAAAACCUGAAGAAAGAAAAAAGAAAAAAGUAAAAGGGACAAAAAACUUUAGCCUAUUGUCAUUUGGCGAAGAAGCAGAAGAAGAUGAAUCAACAGUAGCUUCUGUUUCAAAGACAUUAAAGAUGAAAAGCAGUCAUGAUUUGUUGAAUGAUCCAAAACUGAGCAAACAACCCGCUGUUGAAAAUAUUUCUUCAGUGAAGAAAAAGGAGAAUUCCAAGACUAAAGGAUCAGAUGAUGUCAGUGAUGAAGAACCGUCUGAUGGACGAGAUUUUGACGCAGAUAUGCGAGAUAAGGUGCGAGAUAAACUGAUGAAAAGGAAAGCAGAGGAAGAUGAGGACGAUAAUGAUAAAAUAAAAACAAAAGAAGGAUUAAAUCCCAGAGACAAAGGAAUCUGAUGUCUUGGCCGCUUUCCAUGCUGAACAAAAGACAUAUCUUGAAAAAAAGAAAACGAGCCAGAAAAGAAAAGGAGAAGGGAGAGACGAACAGACCCUCUCUCUCCUGGCUUCAUUUGCAUCCAAACUUCAUGAGGCUGAAGGAGAACAAGAAAUUGAGGAAAAGGGAGAAAAAGAAAUUGAAAAAGAUGAAGAAAACCAAGAUGAUGACGCAGGAUGGAUGUUUCACACGUUGAUGUGUGAAGCUGAGAGCAAACGUGCAAGAGAUGCUUACAUAGAAAACGAAGACACAUAUGAAAUAUUUGAUCCACGAAAUCCCAUCAACAAAAGACGAAGAGAAGCGAGUAAAAAAGCCAUGAAAGAGAAACGGAGGUAGCUGGCGCCACUGGGAAACUUCCUUGGACGAACUGUAAGUAAUGCAUUCCUCAGGACAAGCGCCGGUUUUUGGUGCUCCUUGUACCAAUCAAAAAACUGCCAAGCUUUCUCAGACAUAACGCCUGUGUCGGACUACACUAUUGGCUCAAGGUCACAACCAAAGAAGGCUUUUGUUCUUCAGUAGAGGAAGAAUUUUUCUUCUUGUUGGUGAUGUUCAGUUCAUAUAAAAGUGGCAAGUAGCAACUUUUAAAAAUAAUUGUUCUGCUUUAUGAAGGAACUGGCCAAGAUCGGCUGAAAAUGGAUUAAUUUCUGCUGUGAGAUAAAUUGUUUUCAUGACCGUUAAGGUUCUGAAUGGAAAUCAAUCGUGGAAGAAAUAUCUAAUGUGGAGAACAUAUGAACUGUCGUAUACUAUAUCACUGAAUUCCCGGCCUUUAGGCUCUAUAGUCUACAACUAAUGUAACCUCAGUGGUCUGAAUACAUUGCCUUGCGACAACAAUUAAAAUUGUCGUUAAGGUUACAACUGAUCAUUUCCCUAAUUCUCAUGACCUUAACUAGUGGUUCUGUGCUGAUGUUUUAGGAGAAAUUUUUUCAGAGCAUAAUAGCUUUUUUCCUCUUUUAAAUAUUGUGAAAUAUGGUUGAGGAUGAGCUAAAAGUUUACUACCAUCUCGUGUAUUUGAACUUUGUGUGAAGGUUUAAGAAAUAAACAGAUUACAGACCCUCAAACAAUUAGAUUUAGAUGAAGCAGAAGAAGAACAGGGCUCCGUCUAAAACUUUGACUGCAUAGGAUGUUGAUAACGUGAUUAUUUUCUGGUUUUUGGUCUACACGUGACUUGUUCAGACCAUUAACUUGCAAGCGAACACGUGACUUAAUUAGACCAAUAGCGUACACGCGAAAACAUUGGAUGGAUUGUAAAACUUUUUUUUAAAUUUGAUACCUUUCUGAAAUAAAAAAAAUUCUCUAGUGGAGAACAAUUUGUCACAUCAAAUUUGUCUCGCAAACUCCAUUAGUGUUUAUCUCUGUAAAAGUUACUCAUCACGCAAUAAUCGGCAAUUUCCUGAAAGGACAAAUUCUUAUUAAUCGAUUUUACAUCCUUCUGCUCAAGAUGCUCAUGUUUGGGUUAAGUUAAUUAGUAAAGCGGAUAGUGCCCGCAAUAUCAACGCCAAAAGUCUCCCGCCCAAAUGGAGAUUGUCGUUAGGGAAUGGUCGGUUAAACGUGCAUUGGCAUCACUGAGUAAGUGCUAUUGAAGGUGUUAGUUGACAUCAUAGACAUGGCAGUGUUCAUACUGAGAGCUGCACAUCGUUCCGUGAAAUAUCACGGUGAUAGAGACCUCUAAGGCCCAAAUGUGAACAUUUUAAUUCGUUUUUGCCCCACGGUUCAAAGUUUCUUAAGCGUGAAAAUAAACGAGUUCUAAAUGUUAGAUUUCUCUUGAAACGCUUCCACGCGAUGCUUUAGUUUAACCGCGAGAAAUUAUCUCCCUAUUUGAGUAUUUUUCUUCUUGGCAAGUAUGUAGGUGUGUGAAUUUAAAACUCUUUGAUAGGAAGGACUAAUUUCACCCACUUUCCGCCCACUUUGGCCACA